Molecule: messenger RNA, 2128 nt
Organism: Quercus lobata
Lineage: Eukaryota; Viridiplantae; Streptophyta; Magnoliopsida; Fagales; Fagaceae
Product: cysteine-rich receptor-like protein kinase 2
Exons: 8
Coding region: 48-1994 (648 amino acids)
Biological process (GO): protein phosphorylation
Molecular function (GO): ATP binding; protein kinase activity
Source: RefSeq, a predicted model, not a curated record
AAGCUCAAAAGUUCCGUAACCAAUCCUCAAUUAAUGUGUCUGAUCUUAUGAAUAACCCACAUAGAAAUAUGGACAUGGUCUUGAAAUUGACCUUUACAUGGUGGUUAUGGUGGUUGAGAUUGGGUGUAGCAGACCCACAAAUCAAUCUGCUAAACAGUGGUUGCAGCCAAUACAAUGUGUCGGAUGUGUCCAACUUCUACACCAAUCUAAACGCAACGUUCUUAGACCUCAGAACACAGCUGAACAACAACAAAUACUUUGCAACUGCACAGCAAGUGGUAGGUUCGGAAUCAGCCUAUGCCUUGGUGCAGUGCAGGAACUACCUGUCUAAUGCUGACUGUCUAGCUUGCUUCACCGCCGCCGUGUCUCAAAUCCGCAAUUGCUCUGCCGCCAACGGUGCCCGUGUCAUCUAUGAUGGCUGCUUCCUCAGGUAUGAGAGCAAUAGCUUCUUUGACCAAACCACUCUGCCUGGUAAUCAAGGGAUUUGUGGGAAUCGGACUGCAUCACAACCUCAUGCUUUUAGUACAGCUGUGGACGGAUUGUUAAAAGAUCUCCAAGUAGCAACACCUAGGAUUAAUGGUUUCUUUGCUGCGAGUAAGAGAGAAGUGGUUGAUAGUAGUGGUAAUGCAACAGUGUAUGUUGUGGCACAGUGUGUUGAAACAACUACCGAGAGUGGUUGUCAGAAUUGCUUGAAUGUCGCAUCCAACAGUAUACAAGUUUGUGUUACUAAUAUAGAUGGUAGGGCAGUUGAUGCUGGAUGUUUUUUGAGGUACUCAGAUAAACCCUUCUUUGCUGAUAACCAAACUACUGAUAUCAGUUCCUUCUUAGGCAAUGGAGGUUCAAGCAACAAGAAUGCCAUCAUUGGAGGAGUAGUUGGAGGUGGAGGUGCUCUUCUCAUUAUAGCUUUGUUUGUCUUCUUUAUAAUGAUAAGAAGGUCCAAGGAAGUUCGUAGAGGUGACAUUUUAGGGGCAACUGAACUACGAGGCCCAGUGAAUUACAAAUACAAUGAUUUAAAAUCUGCAACAAAAAAUUUCAGUGAAGAAAACAAACUUGGAGAAGGAGGCUUUGGUGAUGUAUACAAGGGUACUCUGAAAAAUGGGAAGAUGGUUGCUGUUAAGAAACUAGCUAUAGGCCAAUCUUCUAGGGCAAAGGCCGAUUUUGAGAGUGAAGUGAAGCUUAUAAGCAAUGUUCAUCAUCGAAAUCUGAUCCGUCUUCUUGGGUGUUGUAGCAAAGGACCAGAGCAAAUUCUUGUCUAUGAAUACAUGGCAAAUAGUAGCCUAGAUAGAUUCUUAUUUGGUGAAAGACGAGGCUCUCUCAAUUGGAAACAACGGAUUGAUAUAAUUUUGGGUACAGCCAGGGGACUUGCCUAUCUACAUGAGGAAUUCCAUGUAUGUAUAAUUCAUAGAGAUAUAAAAACCGGCAACAUUCUCUUAGAUGAUGAUCUCCAACCCAAGAUUGCAGAUUUUGGGUUAGCAAGGCUUCUACCCGAGGAUAAAACUCAUCUCAGCACCAAAUUUGCUGGAACAUUAGGAUAUACGGCACCCGAGUAUGCAAUCCAUGGUCAGCUAUCAGAGAAGGUAGAUACUUAUAGUUUUGGGGUUGUUGUACUUGAAAUUAUAUGUGGCCGAAAAACCAGCGAGGUCCAGCAUGUUUUUGAUGGCGAAUACCUCCUUGAACGGGCAUGGAAAUUGUAUGAGAAUAACAAGCAUUCAGAGUUGGUGGAAGAAACCUUAAACCCAGAAGAAUAUACAGUAGAAGAAGUGAAAAAAAUGGUAGAGAUCGCUCUGAUGUGCACACAGUCACCAGCUUCUGUAAGGCCUUCAAUGUCUGAAGUUGUUGUUUUGAUUAAAAGCAAGGGAUCAAUGGAGAAUAGGCCACCUACUAAGCCAGGCUUCGUUGAUACUGAUAGAAAAGUCCGUGGAGACACAUCCACUUCAACCGGAUCCUCCGCAUCUAAUGCCACUGCCUCUAUCUCUCAACUCUCUGCUCGCUAAUCUAAAUAAUAUAUGAAAUUCUUGAGUGACUUCUAUGUAUAAAGUUUGAUAGUUUCCUUUAAUUUUGUUCUAUCUUAUGUGUGUCGAACAUGGAACUUCAGGUUAUGAAAUUCAAUUCAUGUUACUUUAGCUCA